Messenger RNA from Synchiropus splendidus (mandarinfish), 2665 nucleotides. It is a transcript of the gene ppm1lb, whose product is annotated as protein phosphatase, Mg2+/Mn2+ dependent, 1Lb. The transcript has 4 exons. The coding region runs from base 456 to 1568 and encodes 370 amino acids. The record is from RefSeq and is a predicted model, not a curated record. Lineage: Eukaryota; Metazoa; Chordata; Actinopteri; Syngnathiformes; Callionymidae. Gene Ontology annotation, biological process: protein dephosphorylation. Gene Ontology annotation, molecular function: cation binding; protein serine/threonine phosphatase activity.
CCUGAACACCACACGGACAUGUAGUCUGGCGGCAGCGGAGCGUCGCAGCCAGUGGCAGCUGGGAAUGUGAGGGCUCUGGCUGCUCCGCUAUUUCGGGAACGAGUUCUGGAGAAGUGGCCGGGAAGCAGCGCGUACCCGGUCUCAAUCGUUAGCUUUUACUUCAGGACCCUGGAGCGGUCCGAAGUCGUCGAAUCCUCUCAACUCGUUCAAUGCUCAGCGCGCUGGAGGAAACCGACCGGAGCGUCGUCUCGGUUCGCUGUGUUUGGACCUGCUCGCUGCAAGUCUGGUGGAGCCCUUGUUGAGACGUUAGCAGUCGUACGCCUUUAACCGAACCUAUAAUUCAUGAUUUCCGCUGCUUCCCAGCCUCCAACCCACUCAUGCCGACGAUGGACUGAAACCUGCGGCGGGGGCGAACGACUCAACCUGCCGCGAUUCUCCUGCCUGUAAAUAAAUAAAUGAUAGAGGAUACGAUGACCCUGCUGUCCCUGCUCGGUCGUAUCAUGCGUUAUUUUCUGCUAAGACCGGAGACCUUGUUCCUGCUGUGCAUCAGCCUGGCACUAUGGAGUUACUUCUUCCACACGGACGAGGUGAAGACCAUCGUCAAGUCCAGCCGGGAUGCGGUGAAGAUGGUGAAGGGGAAAGUGGCCGAGAUGAUGCAGAACGAGCGCUUCGGGGGGCUUGACGUCCUGGACGCGGAGUUCUCCAAGACCUGGGAGUUGAAGAGCAACAACGUCGCCGUGUACUCCAUCCAAGGCCGGCGAGACCACAUGGAGGACAGGUUCCAGGUGCUCACCGACGUCGUCAACAAGACUCACCCAUCUAUAUUUGGGAUUUUUGACGGACACGGUGGAGAGGCGGCUGCUGACUUUGCAAAGGCCCACCUGCCCGAGGCGCUUCGCCAGCAGCUUCUGACCUACGAACGGGAGAAAGAGCGAGACAGAGAAAAAGACAAGGAUGAGAAAAAGGAGCGCGGCGGCCCGAGCUAUCCGUCCAUCCUGGAGCAGCAGAUCUUGAAUUUGGACAGAGAAAUGCUGGAGAAGCUGUCUGCCACCUACAAUGAAGCAGGAACGACGUGUCUGGUGGCCUUGCUGUCUGACAAGGAACUGACCGUCGCGAACGUUGGAGACUCGCGUGGAGUUCUCUGCGAUAAAGAUGGCAACGCCAUCCCUCUAUCCCACGACCACAAACCAUACCAGCUGAAGGAGCGCAAAAGGAUCAAGAAAGCUGGAGGCUUCAUCAGUUUCAACGGCUCCUGGCGUGUUCAGGGCAUCCUGGCCAUGUCCCGCUCUCUCGGCGACUACCCCCUGAAGAACCUGAACGUGGUCAUCCCAGAUCCCGACAUCAUGUCCUUUGACCUGAACAAGCUGCAGCCGGAGUUCAUGAUCCUGGCGUCGGACGGGCUGUGGGACACCUUCAGCAACGAGGAGGCGGUGCGCUUCAUCAGGGAGCGACUGGAAGAGCCUCAUUUCGGAGCCAAGAGCAUCGUCCUCCAGUCCUUCUACCGCGGCUGUCCCGACAACAUCACUGUCAUGGUGGUGAAGUUUAAAGGCAAAGCCAGCGAGCAGUAGUCGGCUCUCGGCCUCCCAUGCAGUGUCUGUGUCAUGUUUAGGAAUGUGUUUUAAAUGUAGCCAAAUUGGCCCCUGACGGAUUCUAACUCAUCCAUUUUAAUGAUGUAAACGCUUCAUUUCGACUGUGUUCCGACACUGUACAGCCAGCUGGGUUAUGCAAUUACAUGGAUUAAGCUUUGUUCUGUUUUUUUGGUAUGUGUGUGUGUGUGUGCUGCGAUCAACUUGUGGCCAAUUCACUUUGUAAAAUGAUUCGACAACAGUCCAGAUUCACUUCUCUUUAAUCGACAAGAAUGCAAGCGAUAUUUUUAUACUUUUAUUUUUUUUUAUCAUGGUGAAGUGAGGGAUUGAAGAGAGCAGGUGAGGCCCUGCUCUGAUGGGUCAGAUGGGGGUCGUGGUCCACCAGGGCUGCGGCCGUGGCAGCACACACUCUAAAGGGUCAUUUAUCAUUUCAGUAAUAUACUGUAUUUACAAUCCUCAAAGAAAAAAAAUGUUCAGAUUGUGUAGCAAUAACAAGGUCGACAUCAUGUUGUUGUUUUUUUGGAUGUUCAUCAUGUUGUCGAAUCUGGAUGUGUGUGUUACUGUGUCACCUGUUGUAACUAGAGAUCGUUGCAGUAAAUCUCUAUCUUAAAAAUGUUCACGCUAGAAUGUUGCUCAUUAGGAAUGUGUCUUCGGUCACCAAUUUAAAAAAAAAUGAAUUUGACUGUCAUUUUCAACCUCAAUGAUGACCUCUCUUCUGUAAUAUUCAGCUGACUCAGCAGUUCUCUCACAGUGAUUCUUUAAACAACGUCUGUUCUGAUUGCCUUAAUUUCUUGAUCAUCACUUCAUCUGCCGAACAUCUCAGUGUUCACCUCACCUGUCCCCUCCUCCUCCUGCUCCUUCUCCUGUUCCUCCUGCUCCUCCUCCUGCUCCUGUUCCUCCUCUUGCUCCUCGAACACCACCGAUGUCUGGAUUGUUUAACUUCAUCAUAUCACGUGUUCAAAUCUUAGAUGAGCGGAUGUGUAUGUGCCAUUUGUACUUGUUUUGGUAACUUUAUUAAAAACACACACACAAAUGUAAAUUAAAGUGGAAACAUUAAAAUUGUAAAUGAAUAUAUUAAC